Molecule: messenger RNA, 2362 nt
Organism: Chara braunii
Lineage: Eukaryota; Viridiplantae; Streptophyta; Charophyceae; Charales; Characeae
Source: the annotation of a GenBank genome assembly
UCGCCACUGAUUUCCGAGGACUCGACGGUGUGGUCAAGACUUGAGGAGCUUGACCCGCUCACGAGAGAGGACUUCGCUUGGAUGCCUCUACCCUCGACCGGAACCUUGCCAARGCCGCAUUGCAACGCCUUGAUGGCAAAUCUACGCUCCUAUUUGCACACUACAGUACCAGCUCCGUUGACGGACGACGGAGGAGCGGUUGUCGAUCUCCGCUCCUAUCUUGCGAAGAUUGACCGCGAGUACGCCGCCCAAAGGUACGCCGAAACCGACGCUCCUUUGCUCUAUAUCCGCAUUCAAAUCGAAAAGGCAACCUGUAGUGCCUUGAUUGAUUGCGGUGCGUCUCGCAACUUUAUGAGCCAAGCCUUUAUGGCCCGCGCAGGUCUUGGCCUGCGCGUUCGAAGGAAGACGCAACCUACACAAGUUACACUCGCGGACGGCUGCACGCAAAAGUCAAUUGACCGAUGCGUCGACGACGUUCCGGUAUACUUUGCGCCACUUGCGUGCGAGCCGGUGUCUUUUGACAUCCUCGACACCAAGUUCGACAUGAUUCUAGGCAUGUCUUGGUUGCGUAGCGCCGAUCAUCCGGUGAACUUCCAUGACCGAACCGUUCACAUCCGUGAUCGGAACGGAGUGUUAGUCCCAUGUACGGUCGCGACCCCUCACACUUCGAUUGCUUGUCACGUGGUCUCCGUUGCGAGAAUUCGCGACGCCAUAGCUCGGAAUGAUGUCGAGGAGAUGGGCCUUGUAUUCUUGCAUGCUCUCCCCUCGCCGGACGAACCAGCCGCGUCACCGCCGGACCCACGCUUUUCUCACCUCUUGGACGAGUAUAGAGACAUCUUCGAGGCUCCCACCAGAACGGUUCCGGAUCGGCCCAUACGUCACGGGAUCACUCUCGAGGCUGGCGCCGUCCCUCCGCGUGGAUGUAUCUACCGCAUGAGCGAAGAGGAACUCGAGGUGCUUCGCGCACAACUCGAUGAUCUUCUCGACAAGGGCUGGAUUCGCCCUAGCAUUCGUCCCUUAGCGGACAAGAUCCAAGCCAUCGUGGAUUGGCCGGAACCCCGUUUUUGCCACCGUAACAAGGGUCGAUCUCGAGUCCCCUUCGGCGAACUGAAACCGUCGCUGAUUCCUCGGGCACCGCGCCUCUCCAUUGCUAUGGACGUGACAGGCCCGUUCCCCCGCGAUCGCCACGGCCAUGACGGCAUUCUCACGGUCGUUGACCGUUUGAGCAAGUACGCUCGCUUUCUUCCUUGCAAGUAUCAUGCUGCAGCGUCGGAGCUCGCACGACUCUUGCACACCGGUUGGAUUACCAACCAGGGUGUUCCGGAAGACAUAGUGAGCGACCGAGAUACUCGCUUCAUGUCGACCUUUUGGGCUUCCCUCAUGGCUGAGUCUGGUACGACAAUGAAGCCGAGGUCGGCUCGACACCCGCAGACGGAUGGCCAGACGGAGCGAGCGCACCAGACCGCUCAGAUGAUGUUGCGUACGCUCAUCCGUCCCGACCAGAAAGAUUGGGUUGAUCGGCUUCCCGACAUCGAGUUCGCCUAUAACACUUCGGUGCACCUGGCGAUCUGCGUCACACCAUUCGAGCUACAUCAUGGUGGAGAGAAAGCACGGAUCUUCGCUGAUCUCCUUUUGCCACAGGCUGCCGACAUUGACGUCCCUUGCUCUCCCGCUUCCGUUCGGAAGUACCGGGACUUGCUGAUCAAAGCCCGCGCGAAUAUGCAAAAGGCUCAAAUCCGCAUGCAACAGCAAGCUAACCGACGUCGACUUCCAUGUCCUUUCCGCGAGGGAGACCUUGUUUGGGUCCUCUCCGAGGAAUUUGCGCUCGAGCAGGAUGUUUCGCGCAAACUCCUUCCGAAAUGGUUCGGACCAUGGGAAGUCACUUCUGUCGUUGGAGACGACCCCGCAGGUCCUUCCUUCGUGAUCAACAUUCCACCGCACCUUACAGUGCAUCGGGUCUUCCACGCAUCGAAGCUGGCCAUCUACACGCCACCUUCAGUUGACGAGUUUCCCGGGCGUCGAUCACAGGAUCCGCCUUCCAUGGACGGACAUCAGGAAGUGGACCGAGUCAUCACACACCUCAAGUAUGGCAACAAGCCAAUGCAGUACAAAGUCACAUUCAAGCAAUGUGCGCCUGACGACACUCGGUGGAUCUUUAGUGCAGGCUUGCAGACUUCUGCACCCCUUAUCUUCGCCAACUAUGAGAAGACACGACUUGCCAAGGCAGCAGCUCGUCCCACCCGACCCAUCCCGGUAUCGGACAGACAACUCCGCCCUCGCAAGUAGCUCGGUCUUUUAAGAGGGGGAGUGUGUUACAUCUUCGACGCCACAUGGGUCCUACCCGACAUAGGGUUAGAGGGAC